This is a messenger RNA of Paramacrobiotus metropolitanus, 1287 nucleotides long. Its product is annotated as beta-glucanase-like. The transcript has 2 exons. Bases 141 to 1253 code for a protein of 370 amino acids. Gene Ontology annotation, biological process: carbohydrate metabolic process. Gene Ontology annotation, molecular function: hydrolase activity, hydrolyzing O-glycosyl compounds. NCBI's taxonomy places the organism in Eukaryota, Metazoa, Tardigrada, Eutardigrada, Parachela, Macrobiotidae. The record is from RefSeq and is a predicted model, not a curated record.
AUUACCAUGCAUCACUUCGCUGCAUCCAUAAAUAAAUCAAUUUAUUACCUGCGUCUAUCUCGACCGUGUUUUACCAUUAUAAAGCACUGCUCAUAUAUGUUGUCUGUUUGUUUUUCUCCGUGGAAUAAUUUGCCAAGUUUAUGCGCCGGAUAUCGGAAAUGUUGGCGGUGAUUUUUCUCAUCCAGUGUGUAGCGUGGGAAACGGUCCGCGCCGGCGUCAACCAGGCGGCCAAAGGUCUCUUCCAGGAUGAUUUCGGUUUGAGCCGGCUGGACACCACCAAGUGGAACGCCGCCAACGGGCGCAGCGAGGUGGACGGGGAAUUACAGGUGUAUUCGGCGGACAACAUCCAACUGGAAAAAGGGAAUUUGCUGCUGGUGGCCAAACGGGAGAGCAGCGGCUCGGCUAAUUAUACCUCCGCCUUGGUCGACACGCGCGGAAUUCUGGAGUUCCUCUACGGCGAAGUGGAGAUAGUCGCCAAGAUGCCCAAAGGCAAAGGCGUGCGCGCUUCUAUCGCGCUGCUCCCGGAGAAAUGCACCUCCGCCGUGGCCUGCCCGGAGAACCUCCCACCGGCGGUGACCCUCCUAAAUUACCGCGGCGACCAAGUCUCCGCAUCCCAAGGCAUGGUGGUGUUCGAGAACAACGCCGGCAACGGGACACUCUUCUCAGCCACGACGUACCACGGCGCGGCGGACCUUUCGGCGGACUUCCACAACUACAAGCUGCGCUGGACCCGCGAGCGCCUGACGUGGUGGCUGGACGGCACGGAGUUCCUGGCCGUCAACGAGUCGGCCAAGAUCCCGCGGGCCGCCCUGCACAUCGUCAUGCGGGUGGCGGUGGGCGGGGGCUUCGCCGGGGCGCCCGACGGGAAUGUGACCUUUCCCACCGGAUAUGUCCGUGGCCUCGGUCACCGUCCGCCCGACGGACCGGGCGGUGCGGACGGUCGGCGGGGAUUCCGGGGGAGGGUGUUCGUUAAGGGUCGAUCUCACACACGCCCUGUUGCUGAUAGUGUGUUUCCUUGUUACAUUGUAUACGUCGGUUCCUGUAUCGUUGUAACUUGUGUUCCCGUAAUUAACUGUGAUAUCCCGUCGUUGUUUUUGCUGUAUCAUGCUGACUUUUUAAAUAGUCCGUUUCUAAUGAAUUUCUGCCGUCCAUGUGUAGGUUACUCACUCCACUGCGAAGCGAAUAAUCAGGAUAAAUGUUAUUUUUUACCAACAUUUUCCGAAGAAGAAAUGAGUAACAAAACGCCGGCAUAAAACCGGCAGAACUGAAGUGUGCCCGCCGCCGGGU